Messenger RNA from Panicum hallii, 745 nucleotides. RefSeq names its product acyl-CoA-binding domain-containing protein 1-like. The coding region runs from base 146 to 421 and encodes 91 amino acids. Gene Ontology annotation, biological process: fatty acid metabolic process. The transcript is spliced from 4 exons. The record is from RefSeq and is a predicted model, not a curated record. NCBI's taxonomy places the organism in Eukaryota, Viridiplantae, Streptophyta, Magnoliopsida, Poales, Poaceae. Gene Ontology annotation, molecular function: fatty-acyl-CoA binding.
UCCCCUCGCGCAUAUAUCUAUCAGCCGUGCCGAGGCUUGGGACCUCCCGCCCCCGCCCUCGCCCGUCACGUCAUCCAUCCAUCCCCUCGAAGCAAUCGAGUGGAAUUGGAAAGAACCGAGGGACGAGAGCAGCGGCGCCGUCGGCAUGGGUCUGCAGGAGGAAUUUGAGGAGCACGCCGAGAAGGCCAAGACCUUGCCUGACUCUACUACAAAUGAGAACAAGCUAAUCCUCUACGGGCUCUACAAGCAAGCAACCGUUGGUGAUGUCAACACCGGGCGUCCUGGCAUCUUCAACCUGAAAGACAGAGCUAAAUGGGAUGCUUGGAAGGCCGUUGAAGGGAAGUCCAAGGAGGAAGCGAUGACUGAUUACAUCACCAAGGUGAAGCAGCUGCUGGAGGAGGCUGCUGCAUCCAGUUCCUAGGCUACGAAAACACCAUCAUCCAUAGUGCUGCCUGCGUACAUCAAUAAGUAAUAAACAUUGUUAUCUGUCAGAUGGCUCCUGGUGUCAUCUAUACAUGUAGUUGUUCGUCGUCAUGGAUGUUUAGUGUCGUUUAAGGCUGUAAAACUCUUGUGAAAACAAAUGGGUGCUGUCUCAGCUCAUCACUGUAUGGAUCUUCACCUCUGUUGUAUCUGCACCCGCAUUUUCAUGCCCAUGAGUGCCGUACGAGUCCGCAGCCAUGUUUCUGCAUCUGCAGGACCGAUUGGUAUUGCUGCAAAAGUUCAGGAUAUGUCUUUCAACGUGAUA